Messenger RNA from Penicillium olsonii, 2196 nucleotides. NCBI's taxonomy places the organism in Eukaryota, Fungi, Ascomycota, Eurotiomycetes, Eurotiales, Aspergillaceae. The record is from the annotation of a GenBank genome assembly.
AUGAAUCACUCUCACGAUCUGCUGUGCGAGGAGUCGGAGUCUUCGAAAUCGAACCAACGGAAGAAGAAGACGAAAGAACAAAAGGAAACCCAACCCAGGCCUGCCCCCAAAGCAAAUACCGCAGUCAUGACAAUUCUACCAUCCUCCCCCAUGAGCAACGACGAAAAUACCGUGCGCGACAUUCGCAAACUGGUGAUCGACUGUUGUCGACAGAACGGUGGUGGCCAUGGAGGGUCAGCCAUUGGAAUGGCCCCCCUUGGGGUCGCUCUGUGGAAACACGAGCUGCGAUACAACCCCCGAAACCCCGACUGGUUUGACCGUGACCGAUUCGUUCUUUCCAAUGGCCAUGCGGCUAUCUUUCUAUAUACGAUGCUUCAUGUCAGCGGAUAUCUACACAUGACGCUCGACGAACUGAGAUUGUACGCCAGUGCAAAGGCAGUGGAUCCCAAGACCGGAAAAUGGCAGGAAACCAUCUGCCACGGACACCCUGAAAUUGAAAUUCCUGGUGUGGAAGUGACGACUGGCCCUCUUGGGCAAGGCAUCGCCAAUGCUGUCGGGCUGGCUAUUGCGUCAAAGAGCCUAGCGGGACAGUUCAACAGGCCAGGCCACGAGAUCAUCCAGUCACGCAUUUACUGUUCGACUGGAGAUGGAUGCCUACAGGAGGGUGUAGCGCACGAGGCCAUCGCCAUUGCCGGGCAUCUACAAUUGGACAAUCUGGUGCUCUGUUAUGAUAACAAUGAGGUCACUUGUGACGGCCCCCUUGACUGGAUUGUUUCAGAGAAAACCAAUGAAAAGAUGACCGCCUUGGGCUGGCACGUUAUCGACGUCUUCACUGGAGAUACCUCGGUCUCCGACAUCGUCGCGGCCUUGCAACUUGCCAAGUCUGGUGUCAAGAAACCGGUCUUUCUGAAUAUCCGCACCACAAUCGGUUACGGCACAUCAACAGCAGGCACUGCCAAAUCUCAUCAUGGCACCUAUUCGGAUGAAGAUGUUGAACUAUAUUCAUGGAGUAAGGACCAGUCGUCUCAUCGCCUUUCCGAUGCCGUGAGAGGAUACAUGAGUACCACCGUCACUGUAGGACAGCAACUGGAGGAUGACUGGCUUGCACGACUCGAGGCUUAUUGCGAUGCGUUUCCUCGGGAGGGAAAGUUGCUGCGUGACCGUAUCGCUGGACAGGUACAAGCAGCCCAAGCGCUCGAAGGCCUGGAGCUACCGGAAGAGCCUAAGCCAACACGGGAGUUGAAUGGCACAAUUUUCAACCAUGUGCUGGACCGCCUUCCCCAGGUCAUGGCCGGUGGUGCAGAUCUCUGGAACUCUAAUCAGCUGGGGGAUCAGUCUCACCGCAUCUUCGAUUGUAAGCAUCGUCAGGGGCAGGUCGUGCGCUACGGUAUCCGCGAACAUGCUAUGGCUGCAAUUUCGAACGGGCUUGCUGCUUAUGCUCCGCGAGCUUUUAUCCCUAUCACGGCCACCUUCUUUAUGUUUUAUCUUUAUGCCGCACCGGCCGUUCGUAUGGGUGCAUUGAGCCACCUUCCAGUCAUCCAUAUCGCAACACACGACAGCAUCGGUGAAGGUCAGAACGGACCAACCCAUCAACCAGUGGAAGUUGACUCACUCUAUCGCGCCAUGCCCAAUCUAUUAUACAUUCGCCCCUGUGACGCCCAGGAAGCUCUGGGGGCCUGGAAGGUUGCGCUUUCGUCGAAAACACGUCCGACAAUUAUUUCCCUUGCCCGAGACAAGCCAGAGCAUGUGGUUCCAAAUACAAGCCAGGAUAGUGUCUCGCGUGGUGGUUAUACAAUUGUGGAACGCGCAGAUGCUGACGUUACUCUGAUAUCUUGUGGCUCUGAGCUUCAGUUCACAGUCGCCGCCGCCGAUCAACUAACGCGAGAAGGCGUGUCGACUCGGGUUGUCAGCAUGCCAUGCAUGGAGCUCUUCGAGGAGCAAAGCUCUAGUUACAAGCUGUCGGUCCUGUCUGCCAGCCCGCACAUCAUUUCUGUCGAGGCGUACAUUUCGACGAUGUGGGCUCGUUACUGCACUGCCUCGGUUGCCAUGGAUUCUUUCGGAUAUUCUGGUCUUGGACGGGAAAACUUCAUCAGAUUUGGCCUCGAUCCUACAAGUAUCGUGCGUAAAUUGCAUUCGCAUGUUGUGGGAAGAAAAGCACACAGUGAUAGCUUCCUUCGUUGGGAGCUAUUGAAGUAG